AUCAUAGUGAUACUCAUGACUCAGCUUCUGCUAUAUAAAAGUAUGCACCCUAAACAUAAAAAAGGGAAUACGAUAGACACUACGCAGAAACAUAACUCGGUUCCGAUCCUCAAGGGCGAAACCAGCCCUUAAACCCCCCAAAAACGCAAUGCUAUUGACAUUUCAAUUCACAACUUGGUAACUCUCUCACUAACCCUUGUCCCUGUCUCUCUCACAAAAAUUAUGCAGCCUUGUAGCAGAGAAAUGCAAGGAAUCAACUCUCUCAUAAACGCUUCCCAAAUCUCUCUCCAAGACCUUCACAACGCAAAUCAGAUCCAAAACACACACAUGAACCAACUCAAUCACUUCGACCCAACUUCCCACGAUGACUUCCUCGAGCAAAUGCUAUCUUCUUGCUCAUGGCCUGAGCUCAACCCAAACAAGCCCCUGUGGGACCCUAACAACACCCUCCAUGACAUCAAACACCAUGACCUCUCCGAGGAAACGACACCGUCCAGCGCUGAAAAUGUCGCUUUUCCCUACGACGAACACAACACCUUGGCCUCCAAGUUCCGCAACCACCAGAUCAGCCCCUCCGUGCCAACAACCAAGGCCGCGGCACUCAUGCUUCAGCAACACCUCCUCAUGCCCCAGAUGCCACUUUCGCUGCCCCGAAACGACGUCGUUGACGCCUCCUCCUUCAAGCCUCCCACUCCCGGUGGCGAGGCUUCAGUUCAAGCUCUCUACAACAGUUUCGCCGGAUCUCUCCAUGCUACUACCGGUCAAGCCUCGAACCAGACUCAGCAUUUUCAACAUCCCCAAGGAACUUCGAACCCGAUGCAGGGGCAGAAUUUUGCAGGUGCAGGGGGUGCAACGAACCAAGCUCCGGCGAGUGGGGCCGCCGCUGGCGCCCCGGCUCAGCCGAGGCAGAGGGUUCGAGCCAGGAGAGGUCAGGCCACUGACCCACACAGCAUCGCUGAAAGGUUACGAAGGGAGAGAAUCGCAGAGAGAAUGAAGGCUCUGCAGGAACUGGUUCCCAAUGCCAACAAGACAGACAAGGCAUCCAUGUUGGAUGAGAUCAUCGAUUACGUGAAGUUUCUGCAGCUCCAAGUCAAGGUUCUGAGCAUGAGCAGAUUGGGCGGUGCAGCUGCUGUUGCUCCCCUUGUUGCUGAUAUGUCCUCUGAGGGAGGCGGUGACUGCAUCCAAGCCAAUGGCAACAGUAACGGCGGUGGGGUCCUGAACCGGAACUCCAACAACAACAACAACACCCAAACGACAGCGUCAACCUCAAACGACAGCCUGACCAUGACGGAGCAGCAGGUAGCGAAACUGAUGGAAGAGGAUAUGGGCUCAGCCAUGCAGUACCUCCAAGGCAAGGGCCUCUGCCUCAUGCCAAUUUCCCUCGCCACUGCCAUCUCCACUGCCACGUGUCACAGCAGGAACCCCUUGAUGAACGGCAACAACCAGAUUCCCAACAAUAACGGCGGUGGCAACCACGCAAACCCCGCCGUCCCUUCUAACGGCGAAGGGCCGUCCUCUCCGAGCAUGUCGGUGCUGACGGUGCAGUCGGCCGUAGUGGGUAACGAGGGCCCGGUGAAGGACGCUGCCUCCGUUUCGAAGCCGUGAUGACGGCGUUUAAGUGACUUUUGGUGUGAAAUAGACAAAGCAGACAACA
This is a messenger RNA of Abrus precatorius (Indian licorice), 1654 nucleotides long. Its product is annotated as transcription factor bHLH66-like. Gene Ontology annotation, molecular function: RNA polymerase II cis-regulatory region sequence-specific DNA binding; DNA-binding transcription factor activity, RNA polymerase II-specific; protein dimerization activity. The record is from RefSeq and is a predicted model, not a curated record. Bases 223 to 1605 code for a protein of 460 amino acids. The transcript is spliced from 7 exons. Gene Ontology annotation, biological process: regulation of transcription by RNA polymerase II. NCBI's taxonomy places the organism in Eukaryota, Viridiplantae, Streptophyta, Magnoliopsida, Fabales, Fabaceae. Gene Ontology annotation, cellular component: nucleus.